Molecule: messenger RNA, 1450 nt
Organism: Daktulosphaira vitifoliae (grape phylloxera)
Lineage: Eukaryota; Metazoa; Arthropoda; Insecta; Hemiptera; Phylloxeridae
Exons: 7
Coding region: 435-1325 (296 amino acids)
Source: RefSeq, a predicted model, not a curated record
AAAUUAUCACUAUCUUUAAUAACCCUUUAAAAAAAUGCAUUAAGGACACAGUCACCUAAAACUAAAAAAAAAAGCUGUAGUAAUAUUAUUAACUCUUUUUUCACAUUAUGUAAGACGUCAAGUUUUUAACAUAAAAGAUAAAUUAAUACAAAUUUUCGAUAUUCAUAGAAAUAACUGUUGAAAUAAUACGAACAUUAUAAUGAUAAUUAUACCACUAUGGUAUUUACAUCACCUCCAAUCAAUUCUUUAAAUGAUUUACAAUUAUUUUUGAAAUAUUUAAGUGGCUUAUAAUAUAAGAAUUCAAUGAAUUAAGUGUCCAUGACAAUCAGAUAUAAACGUUGACUAUGUUGACAUUUGAGUUCAGUUUGUUUUUGCCCGUAAAAAUAAGCUAUCAUCUCGAGUAAGCAUUCAGAGUUAUUUAACUAAUUAUUAAUAUGGCAAACGAAAACAAUACGGAAAGUCAUAUUUAUGAAACAAAUAUGAAUGUUGUGAAACGCAGAAUUGAAGAAUUAUGGAAUCGUCGUUUCAUGAGUUCCAAUUUAGUCGUUGAUUGUUCAGAAGAACCCCAAAAAUCAAAAAAGUCCGAAGCAAAUUCUGGUGGAAAUAUUAACCCUGAAACAAAUUCGGUUAAACCAAAAAAACGUAACUAUCGAAAACAAAUUGAAAGUGAUGAAAUUAUUGCAGAAAAAGUGAAAUUGAUACAGCGAGGAGAUAUUGCAACACUCAUUAAGAAUGAAAAAUCUGGAAAAUAUAAAGAAAAACUAUCAGUUCCUGCAAAAAAAAGUUAUAUACCAAUUCUAAAUGACAAAGCACCAUCAAUACCAGCAUAUUUAUUAGGAAAAAGUUUUCAUAAGAAUCACUUGCAUCGCAAUAAAUGCGAAGAAAAAAAGCAACCCGUUGAAGUAUCGUCCAAUGAUACUGGUCGCCUUUACAUAGAAAGUAACUUAUCUGAAGAACAUGAUGAAGUCAUUAAAAAGUUAGAAGCUAAUAAUGAACCUUCAAUAACUUCAAAUGACGUUACAUUACCAGACGUGUCCACUGAUAAAAUAAAAGAAACUCCAGAAGAAAAAAUAAUUAAUUUACAACCCACAAAAUGUGGAAUAAAAGAACAACUCCUAGAGUUAUCCGGUAACACUGUUGUAAGACCAAAUUUGAAAAGAAAUUCAUCGGAGAAAGAUGAAAAAGUCAUAAAAAAGCCGAAAGUUAGUUCGGAAGUUUCGGCUUCAAAUACGAAUGACGUUAACAUUCCUGCCGUGUCCGUUGUCGAAAUUGAUGAAAUACCGGAGAAAGAAAUAGGUGAAGAUUGGUUGUGUUAUAAUUUUUAGCUUCGACGCGAAGCUGAGGAGGUAUUAAUAUUACUAUGAUAGCUUUUUUUUUGUCUGUUACCACUCAAUCUCAGCUCUCACUGGACCAAUUUUUAUGAACAAUACAAAAUGUAUCUAGUCGAAGA